GGCAAAAGUUUUGUCUUCCAGCAGAGGUAGUUGCGCCUGCGCGAGAUUUCGCAGAACGCGAACUUCCCACAGUCACAAUUCAGUCACCCUUUUUGCUACGUUCUUUUCUCGUAAUGUACUACUGUAUGUUAAGGUCUUUCAGGGGGAAUAACUUCAUACAACUCGCAAGAGCUUCAGGCUCACAGACUCCACAGUUAUGGGAUACUUCAUCAAAGCUUUGCACUGCAUGUCACACCACACAUUCACCUGUUUCAGGCAGUCUGCAGAGACCCUUGACACACAUUCUGCAAAGACACAGGUCUCUGACAGCAUCAUAUCGCUGUAUGAGCUCCACUGUACAAAGGAGACGCAUGCCAAGUGCCUUUACAGUUAUUGAUGGAGCAUUUCAUCCAUUUCACAAGCACGUAUAUGAAGCAAAUCUCAGGAACAGCCUAAUAUGUCAGCAAAAGUACCUUGACCACAAGCAAAAGGUCUUUAAAGGGGGUGGUGAAAACGCCAUAGCCAGACAUACGCAAAGGAAUCGUAAAGUCUUGGUACGAGAAAGACUCUGUAUGCUGUUGGAUGAUGAAAAUUAUUUAGAGCUUUCUCCUUUCGCUGGAUUUGGACUGCCUUAUGGAGACAUCCCAUCAGCCGGCUGUCUUACAGGAAUCGGUCAGAUAAAUGGACUAUGGUGUGUGUUCAUCGCAAAUGAUGCUACUGUGAAAGGUGGUACAGCAUAUCCCAUCACAGUAAAAAAGCAGCUUAGGGCGCAAGACGUUGCCAUGCAGAAUCGCCUGCCCUGUGUAUAUUUGGUAGACAGCGGUGGUGCAUUUCUACCUUUACAGUCAGAAAUCUUUCCUGAUAAAAAUCAAGGAGGUCGGACCUUUUACAAUGAAGCUGUUAUGUCAGCAAUGAAGAUUCCACAGGUGGCAGUAGUGUGUGGCUCAUGCACUGCUGGUGGUGCCUAUGUGCCAACUAUGGCUGAGGAGGCGGUGAUUGUCCACAGGAUAGGAACAAUUUUUUUGGGAGGUCCACCCCUGGUGAAGGCUGCGACUGGUGAGGAGGUUUCUCCAGAGGACCUGGGAGGAGCCAGGCUACACUCAGAAGUGAGCGGCUGUGUGGAUCAUUUUGCUACGGUUGAGAGUGAAGCAUAUGAGUAUGCCAGAAACAUUAUCUCCACCUUAAACUACGAGCUCCCGGAGGAGAGCAGCACUCAUCCUGAGGAGCCCUUGUACAGUAUUGAUGAUCUCAUGGGUCUUGCCCCACGGAGCUAUGAGUACAGUAUGGAUAUCAGACUAAUUGUGAGUCGACUGACGGAUGGGAGUCGAUUUCAGGAGUUCAAGGCGCGUUAUGGUACCACCCUUGUCACAGGAUUUGCCAGAGUUGAAGGUCAUCAGAUUGGAAUUGUGGCAAAUAAUGGAGAAUUGACAUAUGAAGCUUCCCUGAAAGGCAGUCAUUUUGUCCAGCUGUGUGAUCAAAGAGACAUCCCCCUGGUUUUUCUACAGAACACAUCACCAGUGACUCCACACACCCUCUCACAAGCCAAGGCAGAGUACAAAGUGUCCAUUUUGGCACCGGGACACUCGGAUGCACUGGUGCAGACAGAAGAGGAAAUCACUCAGAUUAAUGAGAUGUUGGAGGAUGAGAGUUCAGCUUUCUUCUCCACCGGCCGACUGUGGGAUGAUGGAGUUAUUCUACCUCAAGACACCAGAAAGGUUUUAGGCAAGUGUUUGAAAAUUAUUAAACAACAGGAAUAUCAGUUGUCCAGGGAAAAGAUGAGGACACCUCUUCUCCGAAUGUAACUCAUUGGACUUAAUAAACACGUAUAAUGAAUGAAUAAUAAAUGAAUAAAAUGUCUCUUUUUAUUACAAAUUUGUAGAUAAUUUGUAAUAAUUUGUUAAAUGAUUUGUA
This is a messenger RNA of Paramisgurnus dabryanus, 1890 nucleotides long. Its product is annotated as biotin-dependent 3-methylcrotonyl-coenzyme A carboxylase beta1 subunit. Lineage: Eukaryota; Metazoa; Chordata; Actinopteri; Cypriniformes; Cobitidae. Gene Ontology annotation, molecular function: methylcrotonoyl-CoA carboxylase activity. Gene Ontology annotation, cellular component: mitochondrion; methylcrotonoyl-CoA carboxylase complex. Gene Ontology annotation, biological process: L-leucine catabolic process. The record is from RefSeq and is a predicted model, not a curated record.